GAGAGGCUCCGCACUCCCCCCUCUUCUCCAGUUGUCGCGGCGCCAUUCAUCCACCCUCGCAUUCUCCACCUUCUCCGCUUUUCUCUCGCCGCACAACAAUAAGCGCCUCCGUCACCACCGCCGCGGCCGCCGCUUCUCUCGUCGCGGCGUCCUUCCUCUUCCUCCUCCCCGCCGUCGCGCCGCACUGGCCGACGCCGUAAUAGCUGUCCAUGGACUACUUAACAACUCCUUUCAAAGGAGUUGUGGAGGACUUUAGGGGAAGGAGAAAAUGUUACAAAGAUGACUGGAUGGACGCGUUUAGCUCGGGCAUGAGGAUACUGGCUCCAACAGCUUACAUUUUCUUUGCUUCUGCCCUUCCGGUCAUUGCUUUUGGUGAGCAGUUGAGCAGGGAGACAGAGAGAAGCUUAACCACGGUUGAAACUCUUGCAUCAACUGCAAUUUGUGGAAUUGUUCAUUCCAUUUUUGGCGGGCAACCUCUGAUGAUUUUGGGAGUUGCAGAGCCUACGAUCAUAAUGUAUACCUAUCUCUAUGGUUUUGCAAGUAGUAGGCAAGACAUUGGGAAGGAACUCUUUGUAGCUUGGGCAGGAUGGGUUUGUAUCUGGACAGCUGUCUUGCUGUUUCUUCUGGCUAUAUUUAAUGCUUGUAUAAUCAUCAACAAGUUUACAAGGAUUGCUGGGGAACUUUUUGGCAUGUUGAUUACAGUUCUAUUUUACCAAGAGGCAAUAAAGGGAUUAUUUAGUGAAUUUCGAAUUCCUAAAGGUGAAGAUCCCACAUUGGAGAAGUACAAGUUCCAUUGGCUCUAUACAAAUGGGCUAUUGGCAAUAAUAUUCUCAUUUGGACUACUCUUAACUGCACUUAAAAGUAGACAAGCGAGGUCUUGGCCUUAUGGCACAGGAUGGUUGCGAAGUUUUAUAGCAGACUAUGGGGUUCCUCUUAUGGUUGUGUUGUGGACAGCAGUGUCUUAUGGUGUACCCGGACAAAUUGCAUCUGGUAUUCCUCGAAGGCUAUUUUCUCCUCUCCCUUGGGAUUCUUCAUCACUGUACCAUUGGACAGUAGUCAAGGAUAUGGCAAGAGUCCCAGUUGGUUACAUCUUUGCUGCCUUUAUUCCGGCUAUUAUGAUUGCAGGACUAUACUUUUUUGAUCAUAGUGUAGCUUCACAAAUGGCCCAACAGAAGGAGUUCAAUCUUAAAAAACCAUCCUCAUACCACUAUGAUAUCUUUUUGCUUGGAAUUAUGACUUUGUUUUGUGGCUUACUUGGACUUCCACCUUCAAAUGGAGUUCUUCCUCAAUCACCAAUGCAUACAAGGAGUCUUGCUACCCUUAAAAAGCUGCUACUUCGAAACAAAAUGGUGAAGAGUGCACAAGAAGGCAUGGAAAAGCAAGCAAGCAAAUCAGAGAUUUAUGGGAGAAUGCAUGAUGUUUUCAUUGAGAUGGAUGCAUCUACAACUUGGACAAAGAACUGAAAAGUUUGAAGGAUGCUGUGAUGAAUGAGGAUGAUGGAGAAGCUCAGAAUAAGAACUUUGACCCUGCUGAACACAUCGAUGCACAUUUGCCUGUGAGAGUUAAUGAACAAAGAGUUAGCAACUUACUGCAGUCCCUACUUGUAGGGUGUGCGGUAUUUGCCAUGCCUGUGAUAAAGAGGAUACCAACCUCAGUCCUUUGGGGGUACUUUGCCUACAUGGCAACUGAUAGCCUCCCCGGUAAUCAAUUCUGGGAAAGAUUGGUACUACUCUUUAUUCCUCCUGGACGGCGAUUCAAAGUGUUGCAGAAUCUCCAUGCCUCAUUCGUGGAGCUGGUACCGUUCAAAUACAUUGCUGCCUUCACAUGUUUCCAAUUUAUAUAUCUGUUGAUUUGCUUCGGGAUAACAUGGAUACCGAUUGCUGGGAUACUAUUCCCAUUGCCUUUCUUCAUUAUGAUAAGUAUAAGAGAGCAUGUUCUACCAAGGUGGUUCCCACCACAGUACCUUCAGGAAUUAGAUGCAGCUGGAUAUGAAGAAAUUGCUGGUCAUUCAUUUCGUUCAAGGAAUACGUCUUUCAAGGAUGGAGAACCGUGCAACCUCGUGGGAGAGGAAGAAGAUGAUUACUCAUCUGGUGAGAUAUUGGAUGAGAUGACAACUAACAGAGGCGAAGUCAAGCAUAGGGCUAUGAGCAUCAAUGAAAGGUUUCAGGUUCACCCAGAUGAUGAGUCUUGAACGUAAGACCAGUGAAUCGCGACCACCCCCCACGACCACAAAGGUGUUUGUAUCGUCCACAUUACCGAAAACGGGACAUACAUAUAUCUAUAUGAAAAGAAGAAGAAAAACAAAAAGUGAAGAGAUGAGUUCUUACACACACAUUAUAACCCCAACUCUUCGUAGUAUACUUAAUUGUGGGGUCUAAGCAUAUAUAGAAGGGGGAAUCCUGGAGAAGAUAAUCAUACGACCACCAUAUUAUAUGGAUAUUAAUCAUUCUUUAACCCUUCCAAGGGUAAUUCCUACAAUUACUUUCUUCAAUGCAGUAAAAACGAAAAAGGUAGUAGCAUAGCAAAAAUGGUCUUACAUUAUUGCUACUUUAGAAUAUUCAGACUUGAGAGCACCACGUACUGUGAAAGUGCUCAUUUCCCACCAUGUUGUUGAGGCAUUAUUUUGUUCAUUUCGUUGGGACAUUAUUUGUCCACAGCAUCAGAUGGGUACUGUUGGCCUGGGAGGAUAUACAGUAUAUAGGAUGGUG
Molecule: messenger RNA, 2708 nt
Organism: Cuscuta campestris
Lineage: Eukaryota; Viridiplantae; Streptophyta; Magnoliopsida; Solanales; Convolvulaceae
Source: the annotation of a GenBank genome assembly